Messenger RNA from Poeciliopsis prolifica (blackstripe livebearer), 4065 nucleotides. RefSeq names its product SH3-domain GRB2-like endophilin B2a (gene sh3glb2a). The coding region runs from base 614 to 1675 and encodes 353 amino acids. Gene Ontology annotation, biological process: membrane organization. Gene Ontology annotation, cellular component: cytoplasm; membrane. Gene Ontology annotation, molecular function: protein binding. The record is from RefSeq and is a predicted model, not a curated record. The transcript has 14 exons. NCBI's taxonomy places the organism in Eukaryota, Metazoa, Chordata, Actinopteri, Cyprinodontiformes, Poeciliidae.
GAAACGGUGACUUGCCUGACUGUAUGAGUGGUACUAACUCAUACAAUUAGUACCACUAAACUGUAUGAGUUAGUAGAACUCAUACAGUUCACACUCAUAGGCAGCUAAGUUUUUGGAGAGUUACAGAUCAUAAAAAGAGCAACGUUGGUGACAUGUGUUCAAGGUACUCGAUAAUUAGAGAUGAAUAGGAGGGCCAUAGUCGAGAUCAGUCAAGAGUUUCAGUGAUAAAUCAUAUUCACAGGCGACAUUGUGUUGAAGAGAGCAUAGUGAGGUCGAGGUAAGCUCUUGUUAAAUACGCAGAGUUUCCCUUAAAAGUGACUAAACUGGAGAGGAAUAAUAGAGGACAUAUUGGACAAUGGAUGUUGAAUGUGUAACAGGAGGGGAGGAGAGAAGAAGAAAUGGAUGGAUGUACUGGAGCGGGAUUUGUAUGGACAUAAAUACGGGAUGUGACAGGGAAGGAAGAUGGGUGUAGCGACCUCUAAAGGAAGAAUAUUAAAAAAAAAGACAACGAACUUGUGAAAAUUCUUGUCCAUAUCAACUACAAGUGCAGUAUACUGAGGAGAAGCUGGGCCAGGCGGAAAGGACAGAGUUGGAUGCUCACUUUGAGAACCUAAUGAGCCGCGCUGACUGCACCAAACACUGGACAGAGAAGAUCUACAGACAGACUGAGUACCUGCUGCAGCCCAACCCAAUUGAUCAUACUGGUGCCAGAAUUGAGGAGUUUCUCUAUGAGAAGCUGGACAUGAAAGCACCCUCCAGGGUUACCAACGCAGAGCUGUUGGGUCACUAUAUGGAAGAGGCUGCGAAGGAGUUUGGGCCUGGUACACCGUACGGGAGCACUUUGCUGAAAGUUGGGGACUGUGAGAGGAGACUGGGAGCAGCAGAGAGAGAGUUCAUUCAGACCUCAGCCAUCAGCUUUCUCAACCCACUCAGGAACUUCCUGGAAGGAGACUGGCGAACCAUCUCAAGAGAGCGCCGUCUGCUGGAGAACCUCCGCCUGGACCUGGACGCCUGUAAAGCACGUGUAAAGAAGGCCAAGGCGGCCGAGGCCAAGGCAGCGUGCGAGGGUGCUGUGGCCCCAGAUUUUCAGGAGACCAGACCUCGCAACUAUGUGCUUUCUGCCAGUGCCUCUGCGCUCUGGACUGAGGAAGUGGAAAAAGCUGAACAAGAUCUCAGGCUGGCUCAGACGGAAUUCGAUCGGCAGGCAGAAGUUACACGGCUGCUUUUGGAAGGCAUCAGUAGUACACAUGUGAACCACCUGCGCUGUCUGCAUGAGUUUGUGGAGGCCCAGGCCGCUUACUAUAAGCAGGGUCAUCUUCAUAUGCUGGAGCUGCAGAAAGAGCUGGGAAGUUCUGAUGAGGAUGUGCUUCCCAAUGCUUUCGCACUGAACUCCACUCACUCCGUGGCUGCUGCAGCAGGUGCAUCAGAAGGCGCAGAGAGCCCAGUGGAGACGGAGACGCUGAAGAUUGAAGAAGUCCAGGCACCAGCUACCGGAACCCGCAAGGCCAAAGUUCUGUAUGACUAUGAUGCUGCUGAUUCGAGUGAGCUCUCCCUUCUGGCUGAUGAGCUGAUUACAGUUUACACAGUGCCAGGAAUGGACUCUGACUGGCUGAUUGGAGAGAAAGGAAAUCAGAAAGGAAAAGUGCCUGUCACAUACCUGGAGCUUCUGAGUUAGAGUGCAUGCAUGUGUAAACGUGUGUGAACGGGCACAACUGAAGCUUUCACUUCAAAGAAAGUCACACUUGCACUAGCGAGUGACCUUCAGUAAACACUCCACUGCAAUCCGCUGCACACACUCCUCAGAACAAUCAGAAAAGGUCUGAACAUAGAGACACUGUUACAGCGAGAGCAGGAAACUCCCUGGCUGGGAUCAGUCACAUUCCUUCUAGACCAGUUUUGGUGAUGUCAUAACAAUGUUGUCAUUGAUAUUCUAUUUAUUGAAGUGCAUGUCAGAUGUUUAAUCAGAGGAUUUCUGAUGCUGACUGAUUUGUUUUUCCCCGAGUGUUUCUUCAUGUUUCUACAAACGUUCCUAUGAUCUGGGAAAAACCUCCCAACAAAUAUAGUGAUGUGAAAAGUGUUUCCCCUCUUGAUGAUUUCCUUUUUGUUUUUCUUUUGCAAGCUUGUCCCAUUCAGAGCAUCAAACCUUUUGAAAUAUUAGUCGGGUAACAUAUGUAAACACAAAAUGCUCAUUUUAAAUGAGGAUGUUUAUUGUUACAGGUAGGCCCGUGGUGAUGAACAAAUCAAUUAAUUGCACGAUAAAUUAAAAUGAGCUCCAUACUAUAAUGAUCUCUUGUUUGUUUUCGUCCUGUCUCUGUCUCUCUACCAAAGAGACUAGAUGACUUGAGUCUUCACUCCGGUGCUUUGUUACUCUUCUCCUCUCGUUCCCUUGGUAGCAGCUUAGAGGGAGGUAAAAGCGUCUGUUUUCGUCCUCUUGGGCUGAACCCAAUACAUGGGACACAAUAGCGAAAACAGCUAAAAAAGUUGAUCAAUUUUCAACUUUGUGGUCUUUCUCGGCUGUGUGUGCAUGUCUGUGUGCAUGAGCUAGAAAUUUGACAUGAACGAAUUACGCCGUUCACUCGGCUGGAUGAAGGCAAGCGACAGCUGCAGUCUGAAAGGUUGACUGCAGCUCUAACGUUACAGGCUACAGAAUAUAAAGCUGAAUCUAAAGUCAUUCAGCUUUAGAUUCAAGCUGAAUGACUGCAGUGAACUACUGAACCCGUGGAGCCACUGCUUUGUAAAACAGUAGCAAUUAAAACAAUAGAACCAAUAUAAGUGCACCUAAAAUGCACCGAUCCAGGUUUCCUUGCAAGUUCACCUCUGGAUGUCAGUAGAAAAAUAAACUGACCAAGUUAUUAGGUUUAUGAGGUAAUCACUUUUUUAGAUCUACUUUAUUAUUCACAAUAUAAUUAACACUUUGGUUUAAAAACUGCAUUUUGUGUUUACUUGUGUUGUUUUGGAUAUUUAAAUUGGUUUGAUGUUCUGAAACACUGAAGUGUGAGAAACAAAAGACUUGGAAGUCAUGGAGGGGCAAACGCUCGUUCACCACACUGCAUAUUUCUGCUUUUUCUAAUAUGUUUGUUCUGCUUUAGUAGGUUUCAUCUAAAACCCUUCAUCUUUCCAUGAAACAGUCUUGGACAUCAGGCAUGCAGUUUCAUGUCGGUCCAUUCGGGUUAACAAUAAACGCAGUGAAUCCUGGCUGUAAUUAAAUCACCUGGUUGAAGUCUAGAUGUCCUAAACUACCAUAGAUUGCUUUACAGGAGAAACACUAAAACGAGAACAGCAUUUACUUUUUAACUUUUUCUUUUCAUCCAUAACAAACUCAAACCUUCCACUGAAGCAUUAAUGUGCAGUGGAAAAGGGCAGAUAAUGGUCCUAAUGGGUUCUUUUCCACUCCUGACUGUUGAGAGGAAGAUUUGCCUUAAGUCUUAGCAAUACCGCUUGCUUCAGACCGUUCCACCAAACUACAGAUUUCCGCCUGCGGAACAGUCUGCACUCCUGUUCAGCAAAUGACAAACUGCCUUACAGUGACAGGGCAGCUGCUCACAGAAUGUUUCUUGUGCAAGUUUGUCACAUUCAAGCCACAGCCAGCAUGCAAGUGCCCUUUCCCUUCAUCAUGCCAGUGCUUCUCCAGGCGGUUUGUCCUCUUAGUGUUUUCUUUGAACACCUUCAGGCCUGUCUGACUCAAACCUUAAAGUGUCCUCAGUCUUCGUGCUGCAUGUGCUGCAAACUGCUGUAGUCGCCUGUCCUGCUGGAAGUGUGCGUGAGUGAACAAACAAUGUGAGAUUUAAACUUCUUUGCACCAAACCUCACAUCCAGUCUGUGUAUGCAUGAACCUUUCUGACCUCCUAAUCACCGGUGUUAUGAAUUUUAGUGAAACAAGCGGAAGGCUGUCUUCGCUCCAGACGUUGAGACAGGGGACUGUAACCACCUUGUCCUUCGAGCCUCACUUGUUUUUGCUUUUAAUAAAUGUGCUACUGAUGUACCUUUAUUUUUGUUUGAGUUGAUUUGCCUCUUACUAUCUGAAUGAGCAAAAAUAAUUUAAUAAAAUACAUAAUUUAUUUGAAA